Sarcophilus harrisii (Tasmanian devil) is the source of this 3262-nucleotide messenger RNA. It is a transcript of the gene FOXC2, whose product is annotated as forkhead box C2. Gene Ontology annotation, biological process: cell differentiation; regulation of transcription by RNA polymerase II; anatomical structure morphogenesis. Lineage: Eukaryota; Metazoa; Chordata; Mammalia; Dasyuromorphia; Dasyuridae. The record is from RefSeq and is a predicted model, not a curated record. The transcript has a single exon. The coding region runs from base 814 to 2340 and encodes 508 amino acids. Gene Ontology annotation, molecular function: RNA polymerase II cis-regulatory region sequence-specific DNA binding; DNA-binding transcription factor activity, RNA polymerase II-specific.
UUCGCAUUAAGACGCGAAGCUACGAUCCCAGUUCAGUGUGGAAGAGUCGGGUCUUAGCGCCGUCGUGUUCUUAGCGCUCCUGGACUUGAUUGGUUACAACUCCCCGAGGCUGAUUUGUGAUUGGUCUAAAGUUGAGAAGAGGGGGUGUGGCCAAAGGAAAGUAAAAACUCGCUUUCAGCAAGAAGAGUUUUGAAAACUUUCCCAAACCCUAAAAAGGGAGUUUGACUUUUUCGGACUUGCUGGCUCCUCGCGGACAGACGCACUGGACACAGACGGACAGACGGUCUCCGUUCGCGAGCUGCCUUGAUUUCUCGAGAACCGGGGGCUCUUUUCGGCGAGGGUUUUAAAAUUCUUCUCCCAUUCCUCACCCCAUCCCCCCUCGUCCUGCCUUUUGGCUUUUUUUUUUUUUUUUUUUUUUUCCCUUCUCUCCUCCCCUUCUUCCUCCAAGCAAGCGGGCUCCAGGCUGAGACCCUCCCGGCAAGUCGUCCCAGACCUCUCGAUUUCUGUGAACCAAAAGCAGAUCUAAAUCUAUUUCGAUUUAGCCGGCGCUCCUCUUUGGGUCACUCCAAAGGAUGCUGAUUCUUCGCUGCUGGGGCCGCUGAAAGAGCUCCGCUUGGAUUUUGGUGGCGUGUGCCCGAGGCUCGCUCUCCCCCACUCCCUCCGGUGAUCUCCGUAGACCAUCUCAGCUGCUCUCGCACCGACGCUUUGGGCUCCCCCGCCUCCUCUGGGGCUCUCUUGCCCCCUCCCUCGCCCCUCUCCCCCCUACCCCUGCCCGCAGUCCCUGUGCCGCCCGCGGAGGAGCCGUCUUCCAGGAUGCAGGCUCGCUACUCCGUGUCAGCGGAUCCCAAUGCCUUGGGAGUAGUGCCGUACUUGAGCGAGCAGAAUUACUAUCGGGCGGCGGGUACCUACGGCAGCAUGGCUAGUCCUAUGAGCGUCUACUCGGGCCACCCAGACCAGUACGGGGCGGGCAUGGGCCGCUCCUACGGGCCUUACCACCACCACCAGCCCACGGCGCCCAAGGACUUGGUGAAACCGCCCUAUAGCUACAUCGCGCUCAUUACCAUGGCCAUCCAGAACGCGCCUGAGAAGAAGAUCACCCUGAAUGGCAUCUAUCAGUUCAUUAUGGACCGCUUCCCUUUCUACCGGGAGAACAAACAGGGUUGGCAGAACAGCAUCCGGCACAACCUCUCGCUCAACGAAUGCUUCGUCAAGGUGCCCCGGGACGACAAGAAGCCGGGCAAGGGCAGCUACUGGACUCUGGACCCGGAUUCCUACAACAUGUUCGAGAACGGUAGCUUCCUACGGCGGCGGCGGCGCUUCAAAAAGAAGGAUGUGCCCAAAGAGAAGGAGGAGCGGGGGCACCUCAAGGAACCGCCCCCCCAAGCGCCCAAAGGCGCCGCUGCCCAUGCCGGAGCCCCCCUCUCCAGCUCUGACACCCCAAAGGAAGUUGAGAAGAAAGUGGUCAUCAAAAGCGAGGCCUCGUCACCAGACCUGCCAGUCAUUACUAAGGUGGAGACGCUGAGCCCGGAGAGCGGCAGCGCACUUCGGGACAGCCCCCGCAGCGUGGCCUCCACGCCGUCCGGCUCCACCGAGGGCUCGCUGCCCGACCAUCACCCGUCGGGCAACGGUCUGUCGGGCUUCAGCGUAGAAAACAUCAUGACCCUGAGAACUUCGCCCCCGGGCGGGGACCUGAGCCCGGUGUCCGGCAGGACGGGACUGGUGGUGUCCUCGUUAGCGCUGCCCUAUGGUCAGGCGCCCCCGGCAGCCUACAGCCAGUCCUGUCCCCAGGGCGUGGACACAGGCGGGAGCUACCAGUGCAGCAUGCGGGCCAUGAGCCUCUACACCGGAGGGGAGAGGCCGUCGCCCAUGUGCGGCCCCGCAGUUCUAGAGGAGGCCAUGUCUGAUCACCCCAACGGCACCACAUCGCCCCUAAGCACACUCGGCCUCGCGGCUAGCCAGGAGGGAGCGCUAGCCGGCUCCGGCCACCACCACCCCCAACACCACCCUCACCAUGGGCACCCGCAGCCUCCACCGCCACCGCCGCCUCCACCCCCUCAGCAACCCCCGCCCCAGAGCGGCGGGGCCGCAGGCCAGGCCGCCUCUUGGUAUCUGAACCACAGCGGGGAACUGAACCACCUCCCCGGUCACACUUUUGCAGCCCAGCAGCAGACUUUCCCCAACGUCCGGGAGAUGUUCAACUCCCAUCGGCUGGGAAUCGAGAGUUCGGCCCUCGGCGAGCACCAGGUGAGCAGCAACACGAGCUGUCAGCUCCCAUAUAGAUCUACGCCCUCCAUAUAUCGCCACACCAAUCCCUAUUCCUAUGACUGCACUAAAUACUGACUCCCCAAACCCUCUCCCCCUGCUCCAGCCUGCCUCUAUGGCUCCCCCCACCCCAAUCCCCAGCCGGUGACUUUUACAAACACUUAAGGCUGCAGAGACGAACAAUAUUUGGACAAACUUACCAGCGGACCCGAGAGCAGAGAGCCCUGAGACUUGUGCAGGUAACUUUAAAUUGCUGUCCCAGUUUGGGGAUUCCAGACCAGCCAAUCCGACUUGCCAAAGACAAACAACUAACCCAAAUGAACCAAUCUGUAUAUUUAAAAAGAAAGAAAGAAAAUCUGUAUAUUAAAAAAAAAAAAAUCAGCAGCCCCUUACCUUUGAAGCAGAAUAGCUUCAUUAUGCUCAAUUCUGGGGUCUCAGAAAGUAAGUUACGGACCAAUAUCAUAGCGAUCAUUAUACGACUUUCUCUAUAGCCGCACAUCGGUCUGUGUGCGAGGAUAUAGAGUAUACGCGUAUGUAUAUGCUGUGUCCUUUUACGUUCUCUUACUGUGCUGUAAAGUGUGUGGAAUUCUAAUCAGGCUAACUCAGAGCCAUUAAUAUAAUAUUUAAAGUUGAGUUCACUGGAUUUUUAAAUGUCCCCCAACAAUCUCUAACUGCCCAGCUGAAUACAAGUGAUUUAUACCUUUUUUUGUUGUUGUUAUUGUUGUUGUUCAAUUAUGCAAUAGACUUUUUUUUCCCCACUUAGCGUUCUUCUUACAGAACAAGGAAAUAAUUUAUUUUGUUGGUGGAGAAAGAAGUCAAGUAUCUGGUCAUUUUUAUUUACAAAGUGUGAUGUUUUGUAUAGUAGACUCGACCCUGAGCAUUCCUUAAAAAAAAAAAAAAAAACUAAUUUAAAAAAAAUGUGCUUCACAUUUGUUUGUCUGACGUGGUCUUGACUGUUGUACUUACUUUAAAAUAAAUCCAUGUUGUUUUCCUGAUCAAA